This is a messenger RNA of Caenorhabditis briggsae, 1542 nucleotides long. RefSeq names its product Protein CBR-STN-2 (gene Cbr-stn-2). The record is from RefSeq and is a predicted model, not a curated record. Gene Ontology annotation, molecular function: structural molecule activity; protein binding. NCBI's taxonomy places the organism in Eukaryota, Metazoa, Nematoda, Chromadorea, Rhabditida, Rhabditidae. The transcript has 14 exons. Gene Ontology annotation, cellular component: intracellular anatomical structure; dystrophin-associated glycoprotein complex. Bases 1 to 1542 code for a protein of 513 amino acids.
AUGUCGGUUACGAAAUCCCAUCAUAACCUAGAUGUGGUGCAUCAUGGAAUAGUGCUAAUCAGCGACGAGACCUCCACCUCACGAUCGUCAAGACUACUUUUGUCAAAAGAUGAAUUAUGUAUUCAAGUCAUCGACGAUGGUACCGCCGAGCCAGAGGAGGCCAAAGAUAUUCUCAUGGAAAACGCUACGCGGCAAGUGGUCAUAGUCAAGAAACCCGACUCGGGAUUUGGAUUGUCCAUAAAAGGAGGAUCUGAGAACGCGCAAAAUAUGCCAAUCGUCAUUUCGAAAAUCUUCAAGGGAUUGCCGGCCGACGAGUGUGGAGAGUUGUUUAUAGGAGAUGCCAUCGUAGAAGUUAAUGGAGUAUCCAUCGAAGGCCAGAGUCAUGAUGAAGUGGUAAACAUGUUAAAAUCGAGUGGCGACCAAGUGACACUGGGUGUACGCCAUUUCACCCACAUGACGCCGUUUCUAAAACCAGCGCAGUCACUUCAACCAGAUGGAACACUUGAUCAGCUGUUUGAUGGUAGAAGCACUAGAAGCAACAAAGCCCAGUCCGAAUCCAGAUUCUCAGAUUCCAAAUGGCAGCAACAUAUAGAUGGAAGAGAGAAAAAGUGGAAAACAUUGACAUCCCUACCUUUAGCAAUGGCCUAUGUCACCAGAUACCUUUGGGGAACUGACAAUAUCAGAAGCAACUCGUUCGAAGUACGAGCUGUGGAUGGAAGGUCUUCCGGAAUAGUUCACUGUGAGGAUACAUUGGCACUUGAGCAGUGGAUUGCACACAUCAGUAAACACAUCUUGUCAUUGAACCAUAAGAGCAUCAAAAUGAGCAACAAGUAUUUACAUCAAAGUGAACAGAUCAGCUAUAUCGGUUGGGUCAAUGAAUACCUAAACGAUGACGAUCAAGAAGAGCUAAAAAUCCGUUGGCAACCAAGAUUUUUAAUUCUGAAGGGAAGUGACGUCUGCUUCUUUGAUGUUCCACCACUCAACUCUGAAGACCUUAACAAAUGCGUAUAUCUGUACAAAUGCUAUGAUGUGGCUGUCAAACAAGUCCCUAACAACAGCCCAAGAAGAGACAAAAGAGACAACUGCUUCUUGAUAGAGACACCAAUACAAGUUCCAAAUCACUAUUUGUCGUUUGAAUCGGCGUCUGGUUUUGAGCUUUUUGAACAAGCCUAUUAUCGCACUGUCUAUAAUACAAUUUCUCAAAUGCAGUCUAGAACAUUUGCCUGCAAUUUUGAAGGACGGCCAAGCGGAAUUGUGUUUGAUAUUAAGCAAGGGAUCAGUUUGUACGAUAUUCCAACCAAGAGCUACAUCUGGCAAUACAGAUUCCGAGACCUCCAAGCUGUCGCUGACGAUGGAAAACUUUGUGUGCAAUUGUCGUUUUCCGAUGAUCGUUCAUUGAAUGCUGACAGAAUCGAAGAUAUUGAAUGUGAGGAUGUCGUCACUGUGGUCUUCAACUUGCACUCAUUCGUUCUGGCUAAAAUUGUCUCUACUGAUCCGGAUUAUUUGAAAGCAAACCGAUAUGUGGGAAGUGCUGAGGACUAA